AUGCGAAUAAGAGAUCUCUACAAGGUCGAGACUCUCGACACGCGGUUUGCCGGCACUGGACAGCCUUUGGCUACAGCAGAACCAUCAAAAUGGAGAUCACUGGAGUUCGUUCCCUACUACAUUGCCUUCUUGACCAUAGUCCCGGUUAUGUUCAAAUCGGUAUAUGAUGUUUCAAUUCCAAGCCAUCCGAGCUAUAAACAUUAUGAGGGUCUUCUUGAACCAGGCUGGAUUCCAGGACGAAAGGUCGACAACUCGGACUCCCAAUACUCUGGCUUUCGAGACAAUAUACCUUACAUGGGUCUGGUGCUGAUACUUCACCCACUGCUCAGAAAAGCUUAUGAAUCCUUGCGAGGAGGCAGCUCGGCAGCGCAUGUCAAUGGGUCGGCAAAGCCAUCAGAGGGAAUUAAAUCGGAUACCGCAGAUGCCAGACUUGAAUCACGCAUUCGCUUCGAUGUAGGCUUUGCUCUGAUAUUCAUCACAGCGCUACAUGGAGUAUCAGCCCUCAAGGUUCUUACCAUUCUCUAUCUUAAUUACCAAAUAGCCACAGCACUGCCCAAGCAGUACGUUGCCGUCUCGACUUGGAUCUUCAAUAUCGGAGUCCUCUUUGCCAAUGAGCUGUGCCAUGGUUACAAGUUCGCCGACAUUGCAACAGUCACCUUGCCGCCCACGGCUAAAGGUGCCGAGACACCUGUUGGAGAUAAUUGGGGUUCGUGGAUUGAUGGAUUUGGUGGGCUUAUCCCACGCUGGGAGAUUCUCUUCAAUAUCACUGUGCUUCGCCUCAUCGCAUUCAACUUCGAUCAUCUGUGGAUGCUAGAUCGCAGAGCAAGCUCUCCCAUCGAAAAGAAGGGACUAGAUCCUGCAAACUUGUCAGAGCGAGAACGAACGUCAGCUGGAGCCAAGCCAGCCGAUUUCACUUUCCGGAAUUAUCUUGCAUACGUCCUAUACUCUCCUCUCUACCUCACUGGGCCUAUCAUCAACUUCAACGAAUACAUCAGUCAGUCUCGCUACCCACUCUCAUCGACAUCAAGAGAUCGCAUCGUACCUUAUGCAAUCCGCUUCUUCUUGUGCCUCCUUUGCAUGGAGCUAGUCCUACAUUAUCUGUACGCCGUCGCCAUCAGCAAGUCAAAUCCAGACUGGAAUGUCUUUACGCCUUUCCAGCUCAGCAUGCUCGGCUACUUUAAUCUUCACAUCAUCUGGCUGAAGCUCCUCCUGCCAUGGCGCUUCUUCCGCCUUUGGUCCCUCGUCGAUGGCAUCGAUCCUCCCGAAAAUAUGGUGCGGUGCAUGUCCGACAACUACUCAGCGCUAGCAUUCUGGCGUGGCUGGCAUAGAUCUUUCAACCGGUUCGUGGUACGCUACAUCUACGUGCCGCUUGGUGGAUCAGGCAAAAGCAAGUUUCACGGCAUUGCGAAUUUCUUGGCGGUCUUCACAUUCGUGGCGCUUUGGCACGAUAUCAAUCUUCGGCUUUUGAUGUGGGGCUGGCUCAUCACCCUUUUCGUUCUGCCAGAGCUUAUUGCGACGCUGACGUUUCCUGCGAGGAAAUGGAAGGACAGGCCGAAUACUUACAGAGUUCUCUGCGGUGUUGGUGCUGUUGGUAAUAUUCUCAUGAUGAUGGCCGCAAAUCUGGUUGGCUUUGCAGUCGGCCUUGAUGGUCUCAAGGGGUUGGUAAAUGGCAUCGUGGGCAGCAUGGGAGGUCGCAUUUUCUUGGUGGCAGCGUGUGCGACGCUCUUUGUCGGCGUGCAGGUCAUGUUUGAAGUGCGACAAGCAGAGAAAAGAAGAGGUGUAAAUAUGAAGUGCUAA
Molecule: messenger RNA, 1797 nt
Organism: Pseudocercospora fijiensis CIRAD86
Lineage: Eukaryota; Fungi; Ascomycota; Dothideomycetes; Mycosphaerellales; Mycosphaerellaceae
Exons: 2
Coding region: 1-1797 (598 amino acids)
Biological process (GO): GPI anchor biosynthetic process
Cellular component (GO): endoplasmic reticulum
Source: RefSeq, a predicted model, not a curated record